Molecule: messenger RNA, 1032 nt
Organism: Colletotrichum navitas
Lineage: Eukaryota; Fungi; Ascomycota; Sordariomycetes; Glomerellales; Glomerellaceae
Exons: 1
Coding region: 1-1032 (343 amino acids)
Biological process (GO): protein prenylation
Cellular component (GO): cytoplasm
Molecular function (GO): protein prenyltransferase activity
Source: RefSeq, a predicted model, not a curated record
AUGUCAAGAGCUCUGGAUAAGCAUGUCAUCGCUGCGCUGAAGAAAGGCGACCACCAGAAAAUAUUUGACGACAUCUCCGGUCUCUUUGUGCAGCAGGAGGAUGAUCGGCUUCUCGAGAUCGAGAUCUUGGGUCCAAGCCAUCCUUUGGGGCCGGCCGAACACCUGCUGCGAGAUGAAAACGCCGUUGCGGUGCCCAAGCUCCGCAUAGUACAGGCCUUCCUCUUCGCGAGGCAGAUUUUCCAGAAGAAACUGGCCGGAGAGGUUGUCGGUAUCGAGUUGCUGCUCGCUGCCACAAGCGUCAUGCUACUUAUGGAUCCGGAGCACCUAACAGCCAGCAACACCAGAAAGCGCCUCCUUCUUGACGCAAUCUCAGCGGGAGACAAUGCACAUGAGCGUCUGGCAAGAGAGAAAUGGUUUGUCGACAGCUUGCUAACCAGCCGGCUGCAUCGACAUACAAAAUCGCCCACGUUAUGGAGUCAUCGGCGGUGGUUAAUGGAACAGCGCCGUCUUGCAGGACUUCCAGUUGCGGUUCAACAGGACAUCGAGUUGAUCGUCAUGGUAGCUGGAGAGCGGCAUCCACGCAACUACUAUGCCUGGACUCACGCGCGUUGGUUAACAAGAAUAUUUCUGGCUGAUGCCGAGCCUGAAGAUCUGUCAUCACUUAUCCAAAGCGUCAAGAGGUGGUCUUUUAGCCAUCAUGUCGACGUCUCUGGCUGGUCGUUCCUUGCCCAUUUGAUGGAGAGACUAGACGGUUGCGGCACGCAAACCUCACUACCUGUCUUCGAGGAAACUUUAAGGCUGACGGAGUCUCUCCGAUGGUGCAACGAAUCAGUAUGGUGGUUUUUACGCACAGUAGCUUUGAGACCGGCGAUUGGGCAGGCCGGUCGAGAGGAGCUCACAGCUGUUCAGGAAAGGCUUUUGGUCGUGAACGCCGAUGAUUCCACAGAAGCCAAGGUGCUGAAAACAGCACAGCACUGGUACGAGUUGUUCGGUCUCCACAGCGAUUUGGGAAUUUCUGGCGCAUUGGAGUAG